UGCGAGCGUCGCCCGCGUCGAGCUCGCUUAGCCCUCAAAUGCAAACUUGUAGUGUGAGCUGGCUCCUGCCCAGAGGUGGCGUACCCGCGUUUCUCGUUCCACGACGUUGCGUAGCGUUAGUGCGACCCAAUGCGCACCACUGCGCCCACCAGUGCACUGCACGGCCGCGCUAGCUCUGUGAGCUUGGUCACACAGCUUUGUUGUCAGCUUUGUGAGGUGCUCUCUGCUCGUAAUCUCGGAGCGUACGCGCACGCGUGCGACAGAGGCCUCGCGCAACAGUGCAGCACUAUCAGCUGGCUGUAGCUAGGACAAAUUUGCCGGCGCCGUGACCUCGCAAAAACUUUGGACUGCUGCAGGGUGCAUCCUCUCAGCCUGCAAAGCGCGCGAGCUAGGCCGCGAGGCGUUGACCAUGCGCCGACGACUCGUCGGCGCACUGCUGCUUGUGCACUGCUGUUCCGGCGACGACGCCACCGCCGCCGUCGCCGUGACGGCUCAACUCGCAGAAACGUUCGCGGCGGCCUGCAAUGCAACUGAUUUCCACGCGCUCGUCGAUUUGCCGGCGGCGAAAUACGUUCAUGUCAUGGACUUCUCCAGGGGAAUCGAAGCUGCCAUCUCCGCGAAACGCGGCGUGCCUUGCGUUUUGCGCCGCUUGGCCCGCAGACCGGCAAACAGCCGGUGCGCGCGCUGGUACGUGGGCCGCUACGACGAGGUGCGGCGGAACAUGUAUACGACAGAGAUGUUCGAGAACGCGACGAAAACUAUCGAUGGCUACGCGGGCAUCCGCGACGUGCACAUCGGUCUUGAUAUCGGCGGGCCCGCGGGCACGCCGGUCUACGCGCCGGCCCAGGGCGUCAUUCAAAGCUUCGGCUACAACCCCGACGCGGGCGACUACGGCCACGUUAUCGUUACGGAACACGUGAUAGAAGGCGUGCGGUGCUGGAUGCUCUUCGGACACCUCGACUCCGCGUCGGUGGCGUUCAAACGCGUGGGCCAGGUGGUGGAGCGCGGCGAGCGCAUCGGAGCGUUCGGCGCAUCGCACGAGAACGGAGGUUGGGCGCCGCACGUGCACUUCCAGGUCUCACUCAUUCCGCCGGCGACGCACGACAUGCCCGGCGUCGUCUCCGCCGCGCAGCGCGACCGGGCGCGACUGGAGUACCCCGACCCGCGAUUGAUUGCGGGGAUGUUGUAUCAUAAUCUGUUGUCAUGCGAUCAAUGGUAA
Molecule: messenger RNA, 1219 nt
Organism: Pelagomonas calceolata
Lineage: Eukaryota; Pelagophyceae; Pelagomonadales; Pelagomonadaceae
Source: the annotation of a GenBank genome assembly